Messenger RNA from Cladocopium goreaui, 363 nucleotides. The record is from the annotation of a GenBank genome assembly. Lineage: Eukaryota; Dinophyceae; Suessiales; Symbiodiniaceae.
AUGUUGAAGAGACAUCACAGCAAUAUCUCCGAGGUGGAUCGAGCAGCUUUCAAUGAGGAGAAGAUCUUGCCUCUGCAGAACCAGGAGAUGCAGAAGAUUCGGGUGAAGAUCGAAGGCUUCAGGGAGGAUGUGCGCAGCUUCCGCGCGGAGUUUUUGGAUCGUUGUCCUUUGGAAGAGAGCAAGAGGGGUUCUGUUUUUGUGAUUCUCCAAGGUGAGAAUGCAGUGACUGGCAACUAUGACAAGAGCCUGGUUCUCAGCACUGAGCACUUUAGCUUGAGGCGAUGCCCAGCAAGAAUGGAUUCCAGCCACGAAACAUUGAAAGAUGCUGAUGACAAAAGAUCACACAUUGAUGCUGACAAUUGA